CUCGAUUUUGAAAGACAGUAGCAAACGGCGCGCAAACGACUAAACCCGCUUCGGGGCGACUCGAUUCAGUUCGUGCGAUUGGCCGACUAGUGGCCGAAGUGGCCGACCGGCCGGUCACAGAAAUUCACAGUCUUCCGCUCUAUACUCCUUUCUCCCGGUCAUCUACACUUACACCGGCAAUGAGCGGAGUGGAGCGAGGGAGCGAGAUAGACGACGUGGUUUCCUAUGGGAAACCGACCGUUUAUUCGGACUUGGCCAUCAGUUUGUCAGCGGCACCGCUCUUGCGCGCAUGAUCAUUCAUCGCGCCUUUUCUGUUUCGUGCGAAUGCUAUACUGUAUAACGCUCUUGGGUACCGCUAUAGCGCUAUAAACACACGCAUAUGUCGUGUCCGUCCUUUUCGCAAAAGCCGGGUGGUCGGUGAUGCUGAGAAAGCAGAGAGCGUGGAGGUAGCCAGAACGGAGCCACAAGAGCCAAAUCUGAUUUGCUCCUGGUUUGAGUAGCCACGACGCCGUUGUCCGCGCGAGUGGUGCGCGUCCGACAAUCAAUUCGGAGAAUAGUAGCCGGCAGAACGGAGCUGUCAUCACAGCGACUACUCCACAUGUGGACAUCGCCAUCCCGACUUAGGAUCGGCCGGGCACCCAGGAAAAAGACACAGCCUUAAGCUGAUAGCUACGUCAUCAGCUGCUGCGGCCGAUGCAGGAUGGAGAAUAACGAUGGAUCUAGAAGAAAGCUCUCUUUCCUCGGCUUCGGCAAACGGGCCGAUGGGCAUGGCGCGGAGAUGGGACCGGAGCUCGACGAGGAGAUGGAAAAAGUAUUCGCGAUGGACACCGCAGAAAAGUUCGAUGUAGCCCGGCUCGGUUCACCUUCGGAAUCGACUGGAUCCGAUCGUGAUCGCGAUCGCGGCCCACCGCGAUAUGGCGAUCGCGAUCUUAAUCAACACCGGAAAAGAAGCUACCCUCACCCGCACAUGCCCUUGAAGAGCUUGCAUUCCAGAUCUAUGCGACGACAUUUUUCACCUGAAGGAUCAGCAGAAACAUCCGAAAAGGAGCACAGCAAUGUCCAGGCGGGAAGUAAUAAUGAGACCCAGGAAGUCGAUGGGACGAAUCAUAACGGAUUGCUAUCAGUCGUCACAGCCGAAACCGAAGUGGAGGUCAAUGAAGAAAUAGUAGAGGAAACUGAACGCGUAAAGAGUAACGAGAAUGAAGCACCGAUCUCAGAGAGAGCAGCUUCCGGUUUUAGUGACAGCUCUACUGUCGGUAGUCCUAGAGUGCAGUUUGAAAAUAUCAAGGAAGAAGAUGGACCGAGCGUACAAAUAGAUGCGGAAGUACCGGCAGAUGUUGCUCCAAGCGCCCUCCAUGAAGAAGACCGGAAGUGCCGACGGCAUCAGAAACACGAACAUAAACGCCAUCAUCACAAGUCUCGCAAGUAUUCCCUACAGGAGGAUCCGCAAUGGCGGAAACGAUCGGGGGCAGGUUUGUCGGACAUCUCGAGUUUACUGACUCGACGUGUCAGUGUACAACCGGAGGAGGCGAGCACCUUGCAAGAACUUGACAUCGACGACUUGGAAUCUCAUCGUAGCGAUGAUCCACGCGGUAUGCGUCGACAUAAGGCCUUUACGGUGCAGAUCGGCCGACGAAAGGAGGGCGGUAUCCCUCACGAUACCUUCAAGAAGAUGUACGAUCAUUCGCCGCACGAGGUGUUUGUCCAGCUGGACGAGUUGCACGGUUUGGGCGAGGAGCGCGAGUGGCGCGAGACCGCCAGGUGGAUCAAAUACGAGGAGGACGUCGAAGAAGGUGCCGACAGAUGGGGCAGACCCCAUGUGGCCUCUCUCAGCUUUCAUUCGCUAUUGAAUCUGCGCCGUUGCCUAGAGACCGGCGUGGUCCUCCUCGACCUGGAGGAAAGGGACUUGCCCGGACUGGCCUACAGAGUAGUGGAACAGAUGGUCAUCGAGGAGCUGAUUCUACCGGAGGAUAGACCGGUCGUGAUGAGGGCACUGUUGCUUAGGCACAGACAUGUGCAUGAACAUGAACGUGGUUUCCGAUUCGGCGGGAAAAGGAGUUACUCCAGUUACACAAGUCUUCAGUCCAUCUGGCUGGAGGAAGAAGAUGCUGCGCGGGAAGCCGCUGAGAACCAUGUAACCCAACAUAAUCUGCACGACGCGAAGCCGAAGAUUAUAGCAUCGAAUCUGGCGCUCGACAGCAAUCACACCACGAUCGACGUAAAGGAGGAAUUAACGUACACGAGCAGUAACGAGGACCUAAAAAAGAGCACCCAUAAUGAUUACAUUCUGAAGAGGAUCCCGGCUGGUGCCGAAGCAACGGUUGUCCUCGUUGGCGCCGUCGAUUUUCUGGACCAGCCGACAAUAGCCUUCGUCCGAUUGGCCGAGGGUGUGCUGAUACCGUCCAUUACGGAGGUCACAAUACCGGUCAGAUUUAUGUUUACUCUGCUGGGGCCAAGAAAUGCGGAUUUGGACUAUCACGAGAUCGGUCGGUCGAUCUCCACCCUGAUGGCGAACACAUCGUUUCACAAAAUUGCUUACAAAGCGAACGAGAGACGAGAGCUAUUAUCGGCCAUUAACGAGUUUUUGGAUGAUUCGAUCGUGUUGCCACCUGGUGACUGGGAGAGACAAGCCUUAUUGCCGUUUAACGAGCUUAAGGCGAAAAGCGAAGCUAUCAGAAAGAGGAAGGCGAAAGCGCUCGAAGAGAAGGGCAAGCCGGAGCAAAGCGAGGCGACUGUGAAGAAAGCUCUUUUAGCUGGCGAAGAGGAAAAGAAGCUUCCGGAAGACGAUCCCCUACGACGCACUAGACGACCAUUCGGUGGCCUCAUCAAUGAUAUCAAGCGUCGCUAUCCCCAUUAUCUGUCCGACUUUACAGAUGGGCUGAGCUCUUCCUGCCUCGCAGCAGCCAUCUUCAUGUAUUUCGCCGCGUUGUGCACCGCUAUCACAUUUGGCGGUCUAUUGAGUGAUAAAACGCAGAAUGUGAUUGGCAUUUCUGAAACCUUAGUUUCCGGAUCAUGGACGGGGGUGGUGAUGGCUUUGUUUGCAACCCAACCAUUAGUAAUCAUCGGCACGACCGGCCCGUUGUUACUCUUCGACGAGAGCUUGUACAACUUUUGCAUAGCAAACGACCUCGAAUUCCUUACCGUGCGGGUAUACGUUGGCGCUUGGAUGGGCAUCAUUGCCGUGGUGAUCGCCUGCGUCGAAGGUUCGGUUCUUGUGCGACUCUUCACACGUUUUACCGAAGAGAUUUUCACCGGGCUGAUCUCCAUCCUCUAUAUCGUUGAGACGUUCAUCAAGCUCUACAAUUACUUUGUGCGUAAUCCACUCAUCCAUGAGUACAGCUUCGGACCAGAUGCCAAUAGCACCAUCUAUCCGCUCUAUGUCGUCGGAAUGCGAAUAACCAAUUCGCCAUGGAACGAGACUGAGGAAAGCCUACGCUUGGAUAAGCCCCAGGAACUGAUACCGAGUCAUAACAUCGCCGGAUUACCAAUCAAUCAACCCAACACUGCUCUGAUGUGUACUAUUCUUUGCCUCGGUACCUUUCUGGGUGCCUACUACUUAAGAAUCUUCCGCAACAGUCAUUACUUGGGCCGUAGUGCACGACGAGCCUUCGGAGACUUCGGCGUGCCCAUAAGCAUCAUUGUAUUCGUUCUAAUCGAUUAUCUGGCUACGGUAAAGACAGAGAAAUUGUUAGUUCCCGAAGGUCUCUCACCUACUAUACCUGAUAGAAAUUGGUUCGUGUCUCCAGCCGGUUUUGAAAAACCUAUUCCGGUCUGGAUGGUUCUUGCUUGCAUGGUGCCAGCUUUGCUAGUUUAUAUCCUGGUGUUUAUGGAGACUCAAAUAUCAGAAUUAAUCAUCGAUAAGAAAGAACGCAAGCUACGUAAGGGCAACGGCUACCACAUGGAUAUCGUGGUGGUCUGUCUGAUGAAUGUGGGAUGCGGUUUGAUGGGUGCGCCCUGGUGCUGCGCUGCAUCAGUGCGCUCCCUCACUCAUGUAUCCGCCGUGACCGUGAUGUCACGUACCCACGCGCCUGGUGACAAGCCGCACAUCGUCGAGGUGAAGGAACAGCGGGUGAGCGCCCUUCUGGUCGCAAUACUGAUAGGCGUAAGCGUGCUGAUGGCGCCUCUAUUACGCCGGGUGCCGAUGUCCGUCCUGUUGGGUGUAUUCCUGUACAUGGGCAUCUCAUCGACAAACGGCGUGCAGCUAUUCGAUCGCAUCAAGCUGUUCUUUAUGCCGGUCAAGCACCACGGCACAGCGAACUACGUGCGGCGCGUGCAAACCUACAAAAUGCAUGUCUUCACCCUCAUACAGAUCCUGUGCCUGAGCGUGCUGUGGAUCGUCAAGAGUACGAGGGCAGCCCUAGCUCUACCCUUCUUCCUCAUCCUGAUGAUGCCACUGCGCGCUCAGAUGAGCCACUUCUUCACCGCAGCGGAGCUACGCGCCCUUGACAGCAAGGGAUCCGAGCACGAGGUUGAAGACGAGCUCGAUUUUUACGAGGAGGCUCCGUUACCUGGUUAGACUGUGCCUUAAUCGAUUACAUGUCUCUCUCUUUCUCUCUCUCUUUCUCAUAUACCCUCUAAACUCAUUCUCUAAAAUUCUUUCGUCUGUCUUUUCAAAACUAUUUACUGGUAUACCUGCCUCAUACAUCAGGGUCUCCUAAAACGUUUAGCAUUAGUCAGAGAGUACAGAGUUCUAUUUUCAUCAGAUUGAGAUAUAUAAUGUUCUAAUGUUGGAUUUAUGAUAGGAAGUAAUGUCCAAUAUAUUUUAGAUAAAUGAUAGCGUAAAGAAUAUCGACAAUUGUCGAAUUUUAUUUGUGGAUUCUUGAUUGCAGAAAUCUUUGAUUCCGCAAAUUUUUGUUUUUUUUUUUUUGUUCUUGGAAAUGCUUGCUUUUGCAGAUUUUUAAUUUCCCAUAUACAUAUAUCUGCUUAAUUAAACAUACAUAUAUACAUAUAUAAUUAAUAUUCUAUGGGCUUCUAAUGAAUUCUUGUUUGCGUACAUAGCAUCGCGAAUCUUCAAACUUUGAUCAAAUUCUUAUUUUAUAGUUUUCAAUCCCAAAAAAUACACAGUAUUUUUAUUCCAUAAUUUUCCAAAUUUUUAGAUUAGAUAGCACAAAUAUUCAAUUGUAUUCUUUGAUGCCUGUUUUGAGUCUACAUUUUUUGCAUUUGCUUUUUAUCGUAAAACCGUGAAAAUAUAAUUUCAUUACUUUAUCUUUAUAGUAUACUUUAAAAGCGAUUAAAUUAUUCGUGCAAAUACCAGAUAAUGGAUAUGCCAGACUGUAUUUGCGUUUUCGAAAUUAAAUGGCAAGUGCCUCAAGUUUGAUUACUCGACGAUACAAUGCUCAGGAAAAGUUAAUGUAAAUGGCACAUAGAAAUAGUGCCAAAAUCGAAAUGCGUUACGAGAAUAACAGUUUGAUUAAGUGGUGUAAUCGCCGAAAAGUAGACAUAAUUCUUACAAAUCAUUUCUUCCUCUCUUUCAUAUAUAUAUGUUUCUUUAAUCAUUGAAUUCUACAUCAAACAAUUUAAUAUCUCAGACUUUUAGGUUCCAAUACAUUUCUCAAUUUUCCAAGGUUUCUUCUUUACAAUUACUUCGCAAUGCACGUCCUUCAUUUAAUUGAAUAAUAUUACGCAUAGAUAUUGAAAAACUUUCAAUUCUAUUAUUAAUUCUUGAUUUAACAGAGAUACGAGAUUAUAUCUUCAAUUUCACGAAUUAUGAUCAAUAUAUAAAUUUAUAUCAAGAUCUUAUUGUUAGAUCUUCAUAAUCCGAUUAAUACCAUUGUUUUCGCAAAUUUUUCCAUUUGUAUUUCUUAAAUCCACACAUUUCGAUUUCUGAUUCCUAUUUACAUAUAUAGUAUAUGUACGCUAUCCUUAAAUUCACAAAAGUACUUACACAUGUACCUGCAUAUUUUAUUAUGCACGCGCGUACACGAAUAUUUAUACACUGUAUCAGUGGCGUAUUUGGGAUUUUGUUUCGGGGGGAAAGAAAAGGAAUGAGUGAUUUUUUAUAACAUAUAAAAAAAGAGGGAAAUUGAGCAUCAGGCCUGUGUUCAAAAUCUGUGCGAGAAAGAUAUAUAUAUAGUGAUUAUAUCAAUCAUAUGCAAUGCACAUAUACUAAUAUCGUUGUUGCCAUAUAUGGUUCUUUCGCAUGAUCAUCGCGUUAGAAAAAGGUUAUGUCAACAUCUACGUUGAUUUGUCUAACAAUGAGACUUGUUUCACAUAAUAAUCGCAAAUGCCCUGUCGCCAAUCGCAAUUACUAAUUGAAAUUAUUUUCGGUUGUUGCUUGGCAAUUGCAGUUGCAAAAAAA
Nylanderia fulva is the source of this 6298-nucleotide messenger RNA. RefSeq names its product anion exchange protein Ae2 (gene Ae2). NCBI's taxonomy places the organism in Eukaryota, Metazoa, Arthropoda, Insecta, Hymenoptera, Formicidae. Gene Ontology annotation, biological process: transmembrane transport; monoatomic anion transport; bicarbonate transport. Gene Ontology annotation, molecular function: monoatomic anion transmembrane transporter activity; solute:inorganic anion antiporter activity. Gene Ontology annotation, cellular component: plasma membrane. The record is from RefSeq and is a predicted model, not a curated record.